AUGACGAGUGGUUCGAACCCCCUUUUGGACCCAACCGACCACUCCCUCGACGAGGACAAUGGCAUGGUUCAGUACUCUCUGCAGAAGCCGCGGUUUCUAACCGAGGCGGAUGGCGUUGUGCGCCUUCAGCCGUUGCCCGUGGAGGAUUCUUUGUUGACCCUCGAGUUUCUGCUUCGGCUGCGCGGUCAAGCGGUGUCCUCGUUGCCAAAGGCGCUUCAGGAGAAGGUGCGCGAUGCGCGACGCCAGCGAACCGCCUCGGCGGCGUCCGAACCCCAAACCGCGGCCUCGUCCUCGGCGUCUUCGCCCGCGUGCCUGACGCUGGAGGACAGCCUACGCUAUCUCGACGAUGCCCCGGCGCCGAUUGUGGGGUUUACCGACAAUUUGUACCCCCGGCAUCAGCUCCGCAGCCCGGCCUUCCUCUUUACGCUCUACCUCGAGAACGUCUCCGCGCAGAACGCGCUGGGGCACCUCUCGGCGUUGUUUAGCAUCCCGCAGAAGUCCUUUCUCACGCGGACGUCGGCGAACAAAAUGUCCUGCGCGUCGCUGCUCUGCGCGCUGGAGGCGAAUCGCCUCCGUCGGGAGCAUUUACUCCUCGUCAACACCAUGCGCCACCCGGGGUUCGUCAUCCGCGUGAGUGGGAUUCGCGAGAUCACGACGUGGGAGGCCGCCCCCACGAUCGAUCGCGAGGGCGAGGAAAAGGGGGAAGAACCCCCGAAGGGGGCGCGCUCUGGGGAAAUGACCCCGACCGAAGGCCUCUUCGGCGAGCUCGCGCGGUGGGAGCCGCUCUACGAGAUCGAACUCCUGCUCCGACGCGUCGCCUGUCGAGGCCGGGACGAGCUCGAGCACCGAAUGCGCGCGGUGCGGGAGGUGGGGGGGAUCUUCUACUGCGCGAAUCGGGAGGCCUCGCUGGGGCGGGCCGCCACGGACAUCCUGCACGGGUACUACAAAUCCGCCCUGCUGAACGCCCUCCGGCGGCGAAAGCCCCCGAUGGAGAUGCGGCAGUUUUUUAUGAAUCCAAACCUCAUCACCGCGGCCCGCGCGCGGCGCGCGAGCACCGACGCGACGAUCCGCCAAACCCUCAAGGCCUUCAUCGCGACGAACGGCGACUGGGCCCAGACGGCGGCGCGGGUGCCGUACGUCUGGCGCCGGCGCUGGAUUAACGCGCUGCGGGCGUCGGUCUGGAAUACGAUGGCCUCGAAGCGGGUGCGCGUCGCCGGGCGACAAGUGGUCGUCGGGGAUGCCGUGAUCCGACCCUCCUACCGCGGCGACAUCGACCGCCGUCUGCUCAUCGCCGUCAAGACGGAGUACGUCAAGAUCGUCGAGACCCCAGAGGAGGCGGCGCGGUACUCCCUGGAGGAUGUCUUCAUCCCUUUUUUACGCGGCGGGCGUUAUCCUGACGACCACUUUGCCCCGACGGAAUCCGGGCACGUCAUCAUGACCAAGUCGAAUAUGUUGAAAAUCUUGCGGGAGGCCCACGCCCAGCACCUGCUGCUGGGGUUCCCGGAGGGGGCCAAAUCGCUUCUCGACAUCCGUGUGGAUGUGGCGCCAUUGCUAUGGCGCCGGCUCUUGCAGCGCCCGAUGGCGAUGUCCUUUACCAUUCUUGAAGAUAAGGCACCCCUACGCUCCACCCACUUCGAUGCCGCGCGUAUUUUAAAGAGCGAUCGGUGGGAUUUGAAGCCCGAGAAAUGCCCUACGCUACCGCCCGCGUCCCCCCGCCUGAAGGCCCACGACACUGCGGGAACGACCGCCAGCCCUCCUUCUUUCUUUCCCACCCCCGAAAGCAACCUCCUCGACCCGCACGAGAUUCUCGCGCGCACGACCCUGGGGUCCCAGGUGCGAUCGGGUACAACGCCCCACAAUUUUUUUGAGAUCCCAUCGCAGGAUCAGUAUGUGGUGCCCGGACAUGCCAGACGAUUUUUAGAGGGGGAGUUUGUGGCCUCCGCCCCGCACACCCCUACAGCGGGGCUGGGGGAUCGUCUUUACACCCUGCAUCUUCGCGCGAUCACGCGACAUGGGGUGGCGGGCCUCACGCAGCUCCUGCGGGAGUAUUUCAUUCUGAGCGGGGUCGAGGCCGAGGUGGACGGCGCUCUUCAACAUAAAGUCCAUCGGGUUCGUCGCGAGCUCGACGGGGAGACGCCGUUGUUGACGGCGCCGAUCUACUGCGUGGCGUGUUAUAAUCGAGGCCACAACACCCUCGAGGACUGCGCGGAGUAUCGUUUAAAGCAGCAGCGCCGACGUCGGCCCCUCGAACUUUCUUUGCCGAAGGCUCCCGCCGAAAUUUCCUCCGCUGCGCCCUUGCCUUGCCUUGCGUCGGGGCCUACGCGACUUGCACUACGGCUCGCACUACGCCGUCGUUCGCCGCUGGAGAAAUGGGGCGUGCACCUCACAAAAACCCUUUUUUUGACCCGACUCGAGGACGCGAAGCGGGCGGUGGGAAUUCAGGUUUGGCCCCUUGCCCCGGGGGGGGAGGUCGUGCAGGGUGCCGCGGCGGCCUCGAGCUGGCCCUCGUGGCUUAUUUCGCAAGCCCGCCGCCAUCGCGUUGGGUCCGUCCAGAAGGAUGAAUAUCCAAACCACGAUCGUGGUCGCAGCGAGGCCUCCUUGACCGACGCCACAUCGACGCAAGUUGAGGGCACGGAAGCGAUAGUUCGGUUUCUUUCUUUAUUCUUUACCGAGGACGACCUUCAGAGGGCCCUUCCACAAUCAUCAUCCACCACCCAAGGGGCUGGUGAUAAUUUAGUCCCCUCCUUGCCAACGACAAGCGGGCGCGACCAUGUGCUUUCGGCGCGUCCAGGCGAUUCCGUAGGCCCCAUCCUCACAGCGGCGGACCCGGACGGGAUUUUCCGGCGUUGUGAGUGGCGCCUAAAAGCCAUCGACGGGGUCGAGGUGGGGGACCGCCAGGCUGUCGCCGCCGCCUUCGCGCCCCACGACGCGACCCACGAGUUGGCCUUAACCUUCGAAGCCGCGUUGCCGGCCCCGCCCCCGCCCCCCUCGGCCGCCCGGCGCUGGGUCGGGGCCCUGCCGGCGACGCUCCAUCUCAGCCUGGCGCGCCCCGCCUCGGUGCCGAAGGCGGCCCCGUGGGGGCUGCAGGUCCGCGGCGACGCCCUGCACCUCGCCAACCUCGCCGACCUCCUGUCACAGCACGCGGAGACGGCGGGGACGGCCGUAACAGGAGCUCCACACAGCCCAGUUGUGACAACAGCCUCACAUGGCCCGGUUGUGACAGCAGUCCCACUCAAACCAGCUGUAACAGGAGCUCCACACGGGCCCUCGGACGCCUUCUCAGCCCAGGCUCUCAAGGGGGUCGAAGGGGGGGUCCGCGAGGUCGCGCGGUGCUUCGCCGCGGAGCUGAACGCGAUGUAUCGCAUCACGCGGCUUAAUGGGUCGCGGGUCGACUCCCGAAAAGGCCUCGCGGCCGCGAUGGCGGCCUUUCAUGCACAGCCCACAAGCGUCGUAGGGGAGUCGCCCGAGCGAAGAAAAAGACGCUCGGCGGACGCGAUGCCCACCACCAUGAGUGUGGUUUUUUCGAGCGUUGGGGGGCCUGGUGAGGUCCAUGAUGAUGCCGUAUGUUGCCGUCUUCAGAUUGAACUGCAGCGGAGUCCUGAAAAUGAUGAGUUGGCCGCGUUAGCAGUCGAAAAGCCGCUCCAGGUAAACUCCCACGCCGUUAAGGCGCAGACGUCGGACCCUGCACGUGGGCCGAAGGCCUCGAAAGACCUCAAACCUUCCUCUCCCCGCACUAAGGGUGAUUUGGUGGGGGGUGCGGUGGAAUCGAACGCAUCUGAUUCCUUAUCAGCGGUGUUGAGCGUCUCCAGCGUGGUUGGCGCGUCGUCCGAGACCGCAGAGGGCCCGGGGGCUCUCAAAACCACGCAACGCAUUCUGACCAUUACGAUAAACCGCCGCGUGUGGAAUGCGGCGACUGAGGGUCGCUGGGGAAUUCGCGUGCAGCGCGGUACGUGUCGGCUAAAAAACAUCCAACACAAUAAAUUAUUUUCCUUUACUGUCUACGCGUAUAAACAAAGGCAGGCUCUGCGGGCCUCGAAUACCUUGCGGGAUUACGGCGCCGUCGACAAUGUGGACGCGCGCGCGGCGGAAGGAGUCACCUUCGCGAGCGCGCUGUACUUCGUGAUCGCGGUGAACCACGCCGAGGUUGGGAAUUAUGCGAUGUUGAGGCUUGCCCUUCAACCUACGUUGAAAGGAAAAGCGGCCUCGUUGGGGCCCGAAUCCAUCACGCUGCGGGUGCGGCAAUUCAUGCUGGGCCGCGUUACCGUGAUGGUACGCCGCGGUGGGCCGAACGAGCCCAGUGCCCUCGCCCCCAUCGGGCUGAGUUUAAAUGGCGAUCUCUCCGUGAUGGGAAUUGAUGCAGAUAGCGCGAUGGCAAAUGGAGUGCGUGCGGCGACUGGACCGCAUUGCACGCUUCGGCGAUUAAUUCGGCCCGCAUCGUCAUCUCCGUCCGAUGGCACGUCGAAUACGCCGGGCGUGGAGUGGUUCGCUAUUCCAGUCCUAAAGACGUCGUGGGAGUCCUUUCAUGCUGUUUUAAUGAAAGCAGUCAACGCGGAUUCCACCACUGUGGACGUGAAAGAAACGAACCGUCGUAAGCGAUAUAGCCUGGAUGAAGACGAAACGCAGCGUCUAAAUGGGGGUAAUGCCGCUUCUCGACGUGAAUCGGAGCGUUCGUCGAUGAGUGCAUCCGACGAUGAGUCUGGACAUGGAGAUGAUGACGACGUCCUUGUGGCUCUUCGUAAACUUACUAAGGUGUGCAGCGACAUCGUGGUGGAUCUUGAACGGUGUACCAUGGUGGAUGCCUUGCAACUUAUGCAAACUAUGUUGCUCCAAGAAUUUUCCAAUGCACAAAUCAGUCGCUAUCAGACAUUCCAAACGGAGGAGGAAUGUGCAGAUAAUCAUGUGGUAGAGGCAGAAAAGGAUUUCCCAAGGAAACAAAGGCAAGAGAAACUUUACAAGGACAUUAAAGACGCUGUGGAUUCACUUUUUCAGGACAUGGAAGAAUGUGACAAACAUAUUAAAUGGAGAUUAAUCUAUGCGGUCAACGCGCAAAUGACCAUGCGUACACCGAAGGAUGUUCAAGAUGUUAUGCGGCCCGGUGUUUCGGAGGAAAGCCUCAUUCUCCAGCAAUAUUUUUUAGAAUAUUAA
Molecule: messenger RNA, 5145 nt
Organism: Phytomonas sp. Hart1
Lineage: Eukaryota; Euglenozoa; Kinetoplastea; Trypanosomatida; Trypanosomatidae
Source: the annotation of a GenBank genome assembly